AGGUUAAAUUAAUAUCUGCAGUGCAUUUAUCCGUAAAAUUUCAAAAUUUAAAAUUUUCGCAAUGAGUAAUUUAACAAAAUCUGUACUUCGUUUCUGCAACGGUUUGAUUGCUGCCAACUCAAACAACGCAUUGAAAAAUGUUUUCGGUAAACGUGAUUUCACUCGCACGCUCUGGCACAUGUGCAAGAAUCCAGAAGCUUCUGGUGCCACCACCAAUGUCUUGAAUGUGCACAAGCCCAGCUUAAGCUGCAGCUGCGGUUGCGGUGGAGUAAAACAUUUGCACACCAAAGGCGAAAGGGAACUUGUGGAAUUCCUGACUGAAGAAAUAUUGGCGGAACGCAAAGCGCAAAAAAUCAAAACUAUUCCCACAACAAUAGAGGGAUUCAAUGUUAAGCUGGAUGGCGCCGAUGUUGAGUUAACCAAGACGAGUGAUAAGGAAAAAAUUGUCAUUAACUUCAAUGUCAACCACACUGUGGAUACUGAAGACGAACCUGAGUUGGACCCCAACGCGGAAAAGGCUGAAAUCGGUGAGAUGCGCAGUAAACCGCGUUUUGAAAUUGACAUCGUUAAGGGCAACACAACCCUUUCAUUCACAUGCUCCUUCUUGGAAGGUACUCCACAAGAGGGCGAAUACAAUGACAUUUUUGGCAUUGAUGAGAUAUGUAUCUACCAAGGUGAAUGGAACGAUAAGGUUUAUGCCGUGGCCGGUGAUGUGCUCGAUGGCUACCUUUAUGACUUGCUGAUGAACCUCUUGGAAGAGAAAGGUGUUAGCAAUGAAUUCGUUGAAAAACUCUCAGAUUUGGCUACUGCUUUCGAGCACAGUUCAUACAUCGGUUUGUUGGAAAGCCUUUCAAAGUUUACUUCUGGCAAAUAAAUGCUGCAUCUCUUCCAAUAAAUGCUGCACAGCGUUUAGUUACUAGUUCAUACAUCCCUAAGUGACAUAAAAUUUACGCUUAAAGUAUAAGAAUUAAUCGCAUGAAGUGCAAAUCGAAAAGGCAAACCAUAUUUUAUUUUCUGAAAGUGCAUUUUCGUGUUAUGUAACUGUUAUAGCGACAUUGUAGACCUUAAAUGUUUGCCAAUUUUUUUAUGUGGCCCAAUACAGUUUAAGUAUUGUUGAAUUGCUUUCUUUUUUUU
Messenger RNA from Bactrocera neohumeralis, 1134 nucleotides. It is a transcript of the gene P32, whose product is annotated as complement component 1 Q subcomponent-binding protein, mitochondrial. The record is from RefSeq and is a predicted model, not a curated record. Bases 62 to 874 code for a protein of 270 amino acids. Gene Ontology annotation, biological process: cytosolic ribosome assembly. Gene Ontology annotation, cellular component: mitochondrial matrix. Lineage: Eukaryota; Metazoa; Arthropoda; Insecta; Diptera; Tephritidae. The transcript has 5 exons.